This is a messenger RNA of Stegostoma tigrinum, 4685 nucleotides long. RefSeq names its product insulin-like growth factor II. Gene Ontology annotation, cellular component: extracellular region. Lineage: Eukaryota; Metazoa; Chordata; Chondrichthyes; Orectolobiformes; Stegostomatidae. The coding region runs from base 55 to 711 and encodes 218 amino acids. Gene Ontology annotation, molecular function: growth factor activity; hormone activity. The record is from RefSeq and is a predicted model, not a curated record. The transcript is spliced from 4 exons.
AUCCUACCGUGAGGUUUUCCUUGGUUCGUGUGUGGAAAAGCAAGCAGUUCGACGAUGGGGAAACUUUGUGUCCUCAAUUUCACUGGGAUCUGCCAGGUCCCUCCUUCUAUGGGAACGCAGCCCUUUAAGGUAAUUGGUCCCAGAAUGCCAGUGCAGCCGCUGUGUCUCCUGCUUGCUCUCUCUGUUUGCGUGGGAACAUCUGAGGCAAGAAUUGAGGAGACCUUAUGUGGAGCUGAACUCGUGGAUGCGCUGCAGUUCAUUUGUGCAGAGAGGGGCUUUUAUUUCGUCAGCAAAAUGGUGGGCCGUCGGAAUAGGCAGAAUCGAGGCAUUGUGGAGCAGUGCUGCUUUCGUAGCUGUGACCUUCUAAUAUUGGAAAUGUACUGCGCCAUACCACCUGAAGCAGCCAGAUCCACACCGUCUACACCUUCCAUAGUUCCACAGGGGACCAUGCUGCAAAGGGCAGUGGGGAAGCGGUCAGUUAGAAGCUAUUGGAACUACCUCACCUGGACUGGAGGAACCCUGCAGGAAUACCUGAGAAACUCCAACCUCGCCAUCCCACCCAAAACCGAGACCCCCCAUUGGCUGAGAGCACAAGGUGAAGACUCGCUGCGCAUUGACGAGAGCACAAGGCACACGCGGUACCCAACCCUGCAGCGGGUCUGGCCCAGAACGGCGUUGCCCCCUUCCUCAGGACGGCCCAUUCUCCCUUGAUGUCCUGACCCACUCGAAAUGAGCAAGGAGGGCGUAGCUUUCACUUAACUUUGGACCUUUUGAGGGAAAUGUGGCCACAUGACUAGCCGAAUUUAUUUUUUUUAGAAGAAAAAGAUAACAUGAGGGGACAAAGCAGAGUUAGGAGGAGCUGAAAUGCUCAAGGACUUCCCCAAAUGCGAGAACAGCAGAAGCAAAACCGUGUCCCUCACUCCAGCAAAGAGCUCCUGAGGUUCGAGGAAGCUUUCACUCUUGCAGAAUAAGAGCCUGGAGGAGGCAGUGACACAGAAUCCAGCUCCUUCCCCUCCGUGAGUAGCUUCAUUUCUCAGCUGGCUGUCAUUCCUGUGUCUGUUUUAAAAGCAGAAGAGCUUCACUAACAAAAUUCAAGGUAAAGCAGUCUGGAGGUGGCAGGAUGAGAAAUGGAGCUAAUGCCUAACCCAGUUGAUAUCAAAGUUGGAAUACACAUGCAAACAGAACAGCUCCUUCCCCGCUCUUAUUAGGCUCCUGAAUGGACCUCUUCUCCCUCUGCACCUUCUCAGCAGCUAUCACCUGCAUCCCGCACUGUGUUCUGUUACCCUGAUACACUUGUGUAGUACGAUCUGCCAUUAAAGCAUGUAAGACAACAUCUUUCACUGCACCUCGGUUCACAUGGUAGUAAUGAAUCAGAUCAAUUUGUCAGAACCAAAGCUAAAAACAGAAAACGAGACCAGAAAUUGUGCAGGAUCAGAACUCUGGCUGUCAGUAUCAUUAAUUAUAUUCAUUAUUGGUCCAUCACCAAUUGUUUCCCUAGUGGUGAAAUAGUGCCAUCUAGUAGCUAUCAGAUAAUGCAACUUGAAAUAACCAUCUAAUUAUUGCCCUUCAACCUUUGCCACCUCUAUCUACUUAAACAUUAGCAGAAGUGUUAUUUCCACAAUUCGGGUGAAUAGGAUCAUGGCUGCUGCCCAGGGGGCCAUUCAGCCCAUCUAGUCUGAGUGUCAGCUAUCUGAGCACGGUGAUGAAAACUUUUCCAAGUUAUGGGGCUGUUGAACUGACCUAAGAUUUUGCUUUGGCCUUAAUAUCCUGUGCUCACAUCUUCUGUGGGUAAGUCCUUGUGGAGAUUGGAUUGAAACAAUUGGUAGUAUGGUUCACCUCAUGUAUGGUCUGUCCUCUGUAUGACCUGUGUAUAAACCACAUCCUGAGCAUCAUACCUGCCCAUAUAACCACAUCGGCUCCAUAACUCACCUCUCUGUGUAGACUUCUGCAUUGCAUAACUCCCCCUCUGGUACAGUACCUUGUGCCUAUGGUACCAGUCUAGUAAAUCUGUUGGUCUGGACAAAUAAUCCAAAGUUUUAAUGUUCAAAUCCCAUCACAGCCUCUGUGCAGUUUGAAACCAAACAAAUGUUUGUAUGUAGAUUGAACAGCCAGAGGGAGUGGUAAAUGCAGGUAUAGUUACAACAUUGAAAAUACAUUCGGGUAGGUACAUGAAUAGGAAAGGGAUAUGGACCAAACACAGGCAAAUGGGACUAAUUUAGUUUGGGACAGACCAAAGGAUCUGUUUCCAUACGAUAUGACUCAGUAAGAAAUUGAAUGCACCUGGAAUUAAAAUUCUGGUGUAGGUAAUGGUGUCCAUUUGGAUUGUUGUAAAAACCCAUCUGAUUAACCCUUUGGCAGAGGAAGCCUGCUGUCCUUUACUGGCCUACAUGUGGGUCUAUACCCACAGCGAGGCUAUUGACUCUGAAAUAACCCACCAAGCCUCUUUGUUGCAGCAAUUAGGUAACAUCCCACCACCUUCAGAAGGUCAUGUCCAUGACAUUCACAUCCACUUUCAAGAAAGAAACGUGACGUGGUUCUCGGGGUGAGUAAUUUCAGGAGAGAACGGGAGGAAACUGGGGAAAGGAUAUGGCCACAUGAGGUAGUUCGUUCAUGCUGAGAUGCACAGGGGGGCCAAUGUUGUAUCAGAAAGUCAUGGUGAAGAGUUCUCCAGUAGGACUUGGGCUGCACUGAUACUGAGCGUGUAAUUUGGGGCCACAUAGCUCAAUCAGUUGGACGGCUGGUUUGCAACCCAAGAGUGAUGCCACAAACACAGUUUCAAUUCCAAUACUGACUGAGGUCACAGCCAAGGCCCUACCUUCUCCGUCUUGCCUCAGUUAACCUCACCACCAGUCCUCACUCUCUCUCAUGAGAAUGUAGCCCUCUGGUCCUCUGGGAUUAGGAUGCCUAUCCACUUAGUGAGUUUAAUCCUCUAUGACUUGUCACAUUACUGGUUCAUGACGUUAAGAGACACUGGCAUUGAAGGUUAUUAGAAGUUCAUUAAUUCACUCUCCACCAUCCCACUCGUCAUAUGAUACAUGAAUAGAGUCAUUUAUUAGUCUCCAUAGAUGAGACCUAAGCAUGAGGUGGGAGAAACAAGUCACGAGGGAGCAUUAUGGGAACCUCCAACAACUCUUUGCCUCAACGUGCUCCUCACAACUAAUGAGAAUUCCAUCCUUAAGAGCUUUGUGGGUCUGCCUCCAGCACAGCGGUUCAAAAAGGCAGGUCACCACUAUCCUGUCAAGGGGCAACUAGGGACAGGCACUAAAUGCUGGUCCAAACUGUGAUGACCACGUCCCACAAGUAAAUACCAAAAAAUUAUGAUAAACCAAAGAAAUGCUGAUCAUUGACCAGCUGCAUCAAAACAAUGGGUGAAAUUUACAUCAUUCCUUCAAUAUAGUAACAUCAUUCCGAGGUGGUCGGCAGCAGAGUUGGCAAACAAAAUUUAAUAGCAGACUGGAGGAAGUUGGCAGGGAUGACAAACAUUUGGUCCAGGGGUUUGAGGUGGAGACACAGGCGGAGAGGUUUAGGGAGGGAGUUCCAGAGCUCAGGUCCUUGUUGCAGUCUCCAGUGGUGAGAUGAAGAGAAUGUGUAGGAUGCCUGUGUUGUGGGAAAAGAAAGAUCCCAAUAGAUUCUACAGCUGGAGGAGAUUCAGAAAAAGCCGAGGAUGAAUUUGCACAUUAGAAGGAGGAUUUCAAAUCUAAAUUUAAAAUAAAAGGUCAGGAGGCAUUAUAGACCAAUGGGAAAGAGGGGUUGACCAGUGAAAGAGGUGUGAAAUCAGGCGACACACUUUAUAAAAAUUACUAUCCUUAAAGAUUAUAGGUGUGGCCUUUGUAGAUUUAUGAGUUAAUGCACUGUUGGUGCAUUGCAUAAUUUUGGGUUAUUUGUUUAAACUUCUAACUUGUUUUGUUUUGUCAAAACUGGGCAUCUUUUCAAUUGGUCAAUGGCCUGUAGCAAGAUGUACCAGUUCAGUUUAACUUGGGAGUUGUGCCAACAUGUCCACUCUGGGUCCAGCGAUGUGGAAGAGACGUUUAGGUUAACUUUGGCAGCUCAGUUGACUGCCACAACUGAGAUCAGCCAAACGUGAAUUCCAGUCCCUUGGAGUUUCCAUUAGGGCCUAGGAUCUGAAGUCAGUCAAUGGGAAAUCCCAAGAUUCCCACAGAGAGAUGUUGAUCAACUCGGAUCAUCUUCUGGGAAAAUAAAGAAAAUCUUCUGAUCAGUGGCACGAGAAGAGGCCAGAUCAAAGUUGCAUUUAUAUUGCACCAAUUGCAACUCAGGGUCAGCAGACUUAAAAUGUUGGCAGCUCUCCGCAUUUCAACAAAACCACUAAAUUAAUCCAUCGAAAUUCUGGUUAAUCCCUAACUAGAGUGUUGCAUCCAGUUCUGUUGGAGUUGGGGGAGAAUCACAUGUUAGGGAGGAAAUAAAGAGAGUGAGUAGGAUGCUGGCAUGGGGUGGUUUAAUAGUUAGCAUUGGUGCCUCACAGUGCCAGGGACCCUGACUCAAUUCUACCUUCAGGUGACUCUCUAUGUGGAGUUUGCACAUUCUUCCCAUUGUCAUUGCGGGUUUCCUGUGGGUAAUCCAGUUUCCUCCCACAGUCCGAAGAUGUGCAGGUUAGGUGGCUUGGCAAAGCUAAAUUGGCCAUAGUGACCAGGGAUGUGCCAGCUGGGUGGGUUAGCCAUGGGAAAUGC